CACUCAAGCCCGGUGAGAACCGAGCAAACAAGCUGUCAAUGAGCAGACGCGGCCACGGCGAGGGCAGUACAAGAUGGAGCAAGGACUCAAGGCGCAUCAUACACACACCCAUGCCUCUUGUCUCCCUCAUCCUUGCCAUGUUUGUUCUCCUCCUUCCUAUUGGCCAACUCACCCGAGCAAGUGACGCCCCAGUCAGUAUGGGUCGCGCCAAUUUGCGCAUGCAUGUCUACUCUGCGCCAUCAUCUCAAUUCACCCUUGUCGGCGUGGCCAUGGCAGAGUACUACAACGCACACGUCAACGAUUCAAGUCAUAUUGACGUCAUUCGCUUCCCUCUGCAGCAACUUCUCGAUCGAUCGAUCUACUCGUAUUGGGUCGACGCGCUCGGUGGUCCAGACGUCUUGCCGCUCUUUCAAGGUGCGCGGGCGAAGGAGUUUGUCGAUAGUCACCUCCUCGUCGACCUUACUGAUGUGUGGGAUGAGACUGGCCUCACCGGUGACGUUUUUCCGCUUGUGGAUGACGCUGUCACAGACUCGAGUGGCCAGGGCAGGUACGCCGUGCCCACUCUCGGCUCGGGCUCUAUGUGCAUGUACCGCGCAUCGGUCUUUGCCGCCCACGGCGUCCAGCCUCCGGCGAGCUGGAAGGCCCUCCUCGAGCUCUGUGCCGUCUUUCAUGCUGUUGGCAUUCCUUGCUUUGGCACCGAUCUCGAGACGCUGCCGGUCUCGCAGUACUUUGACGGGCUCGCGGUGCGGAUGCACGGCAACAUGUUCUACGCUGACUUUUUCGACGGUCAUGUCUCGUUCACUGACCCGCGAGUGCUUGCCGUCUUUGAGGAGCUCAUCGAUCUCAUCGAACUCGGCUACUUUGGCAUGCAGGCAUCGUCGCUGCCUGGCCUCUCCAGCGAAGUGGUGAGCUUUGGCGCGCUCGCCCGCGGCGACGUCGCCGUCAUUUGCGGUCUCGAGUCGCUCUCACCAUACCUCACGCUGUUUGGCGUGCCCGACGAUGACGUCCUUGCCUUUCCCUUUCCCACUGUAGCUCGGACCCACCCGCGGGCCACUGCCACGGCUGAGACCGACACCUCGGCAGCACUCGGGGUUCUGGGCAUCAUGAGCAUCCCAAAGAACGCCGUCUAUCUGGCCGAGGCCAAGAACUUUGCGCGGAUCACCAUGACCAGGGAGGCGACAACCGCCAUUCUGGCCAACCGGCCUGGUAUGGUUCCGCUCCGUAGGUCGAUGGCUUCACUCCUCACCACCAACCGCUCUCGGCAGGUCUUCGACAUGUUUGCCUCGUCGCCAAUCCUCCUCCGCAACUCGGCGCUGGUCGGCUUUGGCAUCCCCGCGGUCAUCGACGGUUGGUGGCAAACGCUACUUCGAUUCUACUCGGCACCCAACGGCGCUGAGGCCCGUGCUGGGCUCGUCAGCGAUCUCGCCGCAGUCGACGCGCUCCGAGUCCGACUUGUCCUCGGCCAGGCUGCGCAGCCCGAGUUUACUCCUCCGUCGGGCACGUUUUCCAACACGGUCAGCGUCGUCAUUUCGUCGUCCCAGGACGAUGCCGUCAUCUACUUUACCCUCGAUGGCUCGGAGCCGUCGUUCACUUCGUCUGUCUACUCUGAGCCCAUCCGCAUCGCCACCUCGGACACCGUCACCGUCCGCGCUACUGCCGCCGUCCAGGGCCUCUCGCUCGCUACCCCGGCUUCUGCCACCUACGUCGUCAACAUCCCGCCGGCCACAGACUCGGGCUCAGUCCGCCUCUCGCUCCUCCUUGCCAUCGUCAUCCCGGUCACUCUCGCUUGCUGCGGCAUCUGCGCCGCUGUCGGCUACGUCAUCUACCGUCGCAAGUCGGUCACCUACACCCUCGUCUCGGACGCCGAGCUCGUCAUCCCGCCCGAGAACCUCCGCGUCCUCCACGUCGUCGGCCGCGGCUCGUACGGCACCGUCUACGCCGGGACAUGGCGCGCCACGAGCGUGGCCAUCAAGCGCAUGCAUGCCAAGGUGCUCGGCCCACGCGAGCUCUCCGAGUUUGUGGACGAGGCCCACACGCUGCACCUCCUCCGCCACCCGAACAUUGUCAUCUUUAUGGGCGUCACGCUCGAGCCGCCGGCCAUUGUGACCGAGUUUAUGGAUCGCGGCUCGACGAUACAGUCGGUCACCUACACCCUCGUCUCGGACGCCGAGCUCGUCAUCCCGCCCGAGAACCUCCGCGUCCUCCACGUCGUCGGCCGCGGCUCGUACGGCACCGUCUACGCCGGGACAUGGCGCGCCACGAGCGUGGCCAUCAAGCGCAUGCAUGCCAAGGUGCUCGGCCCACGCGAGCUCUCCGAGUUUGUGGACGAGGCCCACACGCUGCACCUCCUCCGCCACCCGAACAUUGUCAUCUUUAUGGGUGUCACGCUCGAGCCGCCGGCCAUUGUGACCGAGUUUAUGGAUCGCGGCUCGAUGUACGAGGUCCUCCACACGGCCGAGUUGUUCCUCGACCCGUCGAUGGUCUUCAAGUGGGCGCACAACAUCGCACAGGGACUGCAGUACCUCUCGCAUGCCGGGAUUGUACACGGCGACUUCAAGUCGCUCAACGUGCUCUUUGACUCGUCGUGGGUGCCCAAGAUCUGCGACUUUGGCCUAUCGUUGGUCAAGAAUGAUGUGGCUGGUGGUAGGCCUGUGGCGCCUAGUGCAGUGCAGACGUCUGAUGCGGCUCUCUCAUGGGCAAUGCCGUUUACGAGGCAUGAUUCGGUCAAAUCGUCCCGCGGCUGGGCGACUGGGGCGGUCGACAGCUCUCGUCUGGUAUCGGUCGAGGCCGAUGAUGGCUCCGAGUUAAUGACGAUGAACACGACCGGGACGAUGUUCUGGGCGGCACCCGAGGUGCUGAUGGGCGGCAAGGAAGAUUUGACCACCGAGUCUGAUGCGUUUGCCCUGGGUAUUACGCUGUGGGAGUUGGCAACGCGCGAGGACCUGUAUGCCGGGGAGAACGCGCUUGCAGUGGCGUUGCAGGUAGUGGGCGGGCGGCGGCCGGAGAUUGCGAUUGUGCCGUCGGGACUGGUGGGGCUGGUCCCGGUCAUGACUGCGCUCUGGGCGGCUGAAGCGAGCGAGCGGAUCAGCCUUGACGAAGCGGUGAAUGAGCUUGCUGGUAUGUACUCUGCAGAACAGGUGGUGUAUCCGUCAACGCCCGAGGUGCCGUCUGGCCGAAUCAUUGUGGUCCACUGCGUGAUGCGCGGGGUGCGCGAUGAGCUGCUGCGGAACGUGGAUCGCUCUGUGGAGCGCCUUCGUGCCUUUCACCAGAGCAUUCCGUGGAUGGCGCAGGUGGCAUCGGUGGCGAUCUUGCAGUGGGGCCUCGGGUGGGCCACGCUCGGCCUCCACCGGCCUAACCAGCUCUUGGACUUGCUGUUGAUGCGAACAGUCGAGGUGGGGGCGGUGACAAUGAUGGCUGCUGAGGGGGUGAUUCUUUCGUCGCGCGACGGGCGUGGGCACAAGCAGCUGGGUGGUCCGGUGAUGGAGACGCUGCAGUCGUGCUGGGUGGAGAUGUUUGGCCCGAGCGGCUCGGGCUUUGACGGCUUUCGGCCAGAGACGGCUUCUAAUGCGAAUGUGUCGGUCUCACGACCGCUGCUCUCCGAGUCGUGGAGCCAUGCGGUGCCCGGCGGUCUGUUUGUGACAUCGAUGGAGCUUGCGAGUCAGAUCAAGAAACGUGACGGCGUGCAGGCUGUCCGGCUGCCAUGGCUAGUCCACGGCGAAGUGGUGCACCAGGUCGUGGUGCAUGACGAGGUGUCGGUCUCAGAGGUGGCGCGGCCGUUGCGGGCUGGCGAGUCGUGGAACUGUAACAGCGACGAGUCGGUGGUCCUGGCAGAUGCAGCGACAGAGGUUGAUGCCGGGGAUGAGCUUGUGCCUAACCUCAUGGCUGUGGCAUCGAUUCCGCUUGAGGCGCGAGAAGAGCAGGUCGAGUUGACCGAGUCGAUGGUCCUCCCUGACUCGCCGAGCCGGUCGAGGCAGCUGGUCAAGUGGGAGCUACCGCGCUGGGCAGUGGUGAGCAUGAUGGAGUCGUGCGGGGAAGCGUGGCUCGGCUCGAUGGCAACAGCCUACGAAGCGGAGCUCCAGGGCCAGCCGGUGGUGGUCAAGGUCCUGCUGCGGCAGAAGAUGUCGCCGGACGAGCUGGUGAGCUUUACCGAGGCCGCUGCCCGUGCUACGCUCGCGUCGGCGGUCGGCGUCGUCGGCCCGAUUGCUGUCUGCCUCGACGCGCCGCUGCUCGCAGUCAUUAAUCCGCGGUACGACACAGGCUCGCUCUACGACAGCAUGACGGGCAUCUCGCCGCUAGUGCUCAACCGCCGCGGCGUGCACACUGUGGCAAAGUCGAUGACUGCCGCGCUGGCCAAGCUCCACACCGAGACAGGGAGGGCGCACGGAUCGCUGCGGCCGACCAACGUGAUGCUCGUCGGGGCGAACCGGGCGAUCAUUACAGCGCACAUCAUCGACUUUGGCUUUGGAGAAGUCAAGUCCUCGCUUGGGACGCAAACCAUGGUCCCAACCGUGGCGUACAUGUCACCGGAUGAUCUGGGCGGCGAGAUGGACUCGAUGCCCGGCGAUGUGUUUGUGGUCGGCACGCUCCUCUACGAGAUGCUGAGCGGCGAGCAGGCGUUCGAAGGCACAAACGCCAUUGAGGUCUCGCGCGCCAUUGUGGUCGGGACGCGGCCAGCUGUGACCUCAAGCGAAGCCCACUUUACCAUCGGCCGCGCCCGCUACCGCUCCCUCUUUGGCCGCCGCCAGGUCCUGGCAAAGUCGGCUCUCUGCAAGUGGCUUGCCAACCCGACGACGCCACAAGCAGCUGCGACGCAGGCCGCGACUCAGGCCGAUACGCCUGACGCGCCUGGAUCUGCUGCAGCUCCAGUCAUUCCGCCAGCACUGAUGCUGAUCGAUCCGCCCAAGCCGCUCCACAGCGACAACGCUGCCGCCUACGAGCUUGCCAUACGAGCGGGCCCGUGGCGAUUUGACCUCGCUGCCGCCUCGCACCGCUCUGGUGUCGAUCUUGCCGGGCUUGCCCUCAAGGACCGCGUCCCGCUGGCUGUCAAGCUCGGCUACAUGACCUGGAUGGACGCCGUCCGCGCCCGUCUCCGCAUCGAGGUCACCAACCGUCCAGACCCGGCCCUCGCCACCAUCAACAUCCUUUCGUACACCUGCGACUCGCCGAUCCUGGGCCAACGCUACAUGAUGCCGUACCUCGACUUGAUCAGUUCUCUCGAAAGAACAGCGCACGACGCGCUCUCACGACUGCACGAGGCCGAAGCUGACCCCACGAUCUCAAGCACCGCGCUGGCCGCCGUCGCUACUGCCAUCGAGGACCUGCUGUUUGUCAUAAUUGAGAUCGGCUACGACGCCGUCGAUGACUUUACUUUCCUCCUUGCCCGCUCGGACAAAGCCUCGCUAACCUGCCCCGAGUGGGUCGACUCGGCCUCGCCCGACAUCCUCCUGCUCGCCUCGGACGCCCACUCGGCCAUCGCGUCGACUCUCCAGAUGCUCGGCCGCCUGCUCGCCGAUCCCGACGCUGCAGACUCUGUCUUCUCCACCAUGGCUGCCCACUGGGAGGCCGCCCUUGGCCCGCGCUUUUACUGGGUGUGCAACAACCAGGCGCUUGGCAUGCGCCACUGGGCCGGCCUCCACGCCCACCUCGACAACACAGCGCGCCGCCGCGAACUCAUGGAGCGCGCACUCAGCCUCCUCGAGACCGCCACCACCGAGCGCCCACACUCGGCCCGGAUGCGUCUCAACUACGCGCGUGUUGCCCGUGAUACCGCCCUCAUCCUCGACAUCGACGACCCGAAGCGGAAUGAGCUCCUCCGUGCCGCCCUCGCCAUCGGCACUGAGCUCGCUGCAGGCCCCAACCACAUGGGCCGCCUCGCCCGCGAUCUGGCCGCCACCAUCGAAGACAACGACGAGCGUGCUGCCGCCUUUGACGUCGCAGAGGCCCACUACGCAGAGGCCAACCUCGCCCCGACCGAUCCGGCCUACCACAACACCAUCAACAACUGGGCCAUCACCAUCCUCACUCGCGCCUUAUCGCUUCAUCCGCUCUCGUCGCCGGCCUUUACUGCCCUCGUCGACGACGCCGCCUCGCGCUUUGCAACGCUUGCUCCAGCGGUCGACGACUCGGGAGCCCUCGUCGUCGUGCCCGACAGCGGCAGCAAGUUCGAGUCUUUAGACAAGGCUGUGGUCUACUACACGUGGGCCUUCUUCUCGCUUGCCCGGCUCCACGCCGUCAAGGGCGACGAGGUGACGUGCGCCAAGUGGCUCCACCUCUUCCUCCGCCAUUGCCGCCCAGCCACCGUCGUCCUCGACGCUAUCAACGGCGAGGCGGACGGCUACCCAGACCGUCUCGCCACUGUCCGCCACGCUCCCUUCUUCUUGGCCUUUAUGGACGAGGUCCGCAGCGCGAUCGCCGCCGAUGCCGCCGCACGCGCCGCCGCGCGCGCCGCCGCUUCCACCACCUAGCCGCGAUGCGUCUCGAGCGCCCGCUGCACCCCACUACAACCACACUGGUCGGCGAGCGCGUCGCAAAUGGCGCCCCACUCAUUAACCAGGCG
Thecamonas trahens ATCC 50062 is the source of this 6556-nucleotide messenger RNA. RefSeq lists its product as uncharacterized. The coding region runs from base 39 to 6464 and encodes 2141 amino acids. Lineage: Eukaryota; Apusomonadida; Apusomonadidae. Gene Ontology annotation, molecular function: protein kinase activity; ATP binding. The record is from RefSeq and is a predicted model, not a curated record. The transcript is spliced from 4 exons. Gene Ontology annotation, biological process: protein phosphorylation.